Molecule: messenger RNA, 3036 nt
Organism: Myotis myotis
Lineage: Eukaryota; Metazoa; Chordata; Mammalia; Chiroptera; Vespertilionidae
Gene: PYGO2
Product: pygopus family PHD finger 2
Exons: 3
Coding region: 217-1434 (405 amino acids)
Biological process (GO): kidney development; spermatid nucleus differentiation
Source: RefSeq, a predicted model, not a curated record
GGCCGGGCCGACUUCCGGUUCCGGUGGCUGCGGCCGCGGGCGGGCUGGGAGGCCGGGAGGAAGGCGAGUGGGCGCUCCGGCUCGGCGCCUGCCCCUCGCCGCCCUCUGGGUGGCCGCCGCGCGGGGGCUGGGCUGCCCCCGACACCCUUUCCGGGCGAUGGUGCGACCCGAGGGCGCGUCCGUCUCCCGCCGCCGCUGACCCGGGUCCCCCGCUCCAUGGCCGCCUCGGCGCCGCCCCCACCGGACAAGCUGGAGGGAGGCGGUGGUCCCGCGCCGCCCCCCGCGCCGCCCAGCACCGGGAGGAAGCAGGGCAAGGCCGGUUUGCAAAUGAAGAGCCCAGAAAAGAAGCGAAGGAAGUCAAAUACUCAGGGCCCUGCAUACUCACAUCUGACGGAGUUUGCGCCACCCCCGACUCCUAUGGUGGAUCACCUGGUUGCAUCCAACCCCUUUGAGGAUGACUUCGGAGCCCCUAAGGUGGGGGGCGCAGCCCCUCCAUUCCUUGGCAGUCCUGUCCCCUUUGGAGGCUUCCGUGUGCAAGGGGGCAUGGCAGGCCAAGUACCCCCAGGCUAUGGCACCGGAGGUGGAGGGGGUCCCCAGCCUCUUCGUCGACAACACCCCCCUUUCCCUCCCAACGCUAUGGGCCCUGCUUUCAGCAUGCCCCCCCAGGGCCCUGGCUACCCACCCCCAGGCAACAUGAACUUUUCCAGCCAACCCUUCAACCAGCCUCUGGGUCAAAACUUUAGCCCUCCUGGUGGGCAGAUGAUGCCAGGCCCAGUGGGGGGGUUUGGUCCCAUGAUCUCGCCCACCAUGGGACAGCCUUCCCGAGGGGAGCUGGGCCCUCCUCUCCCCCAACGCUUUGCCCAGCCAGGGGCGCCGUUUGGCCCCUCUCCUCUUCAGAGACCUGGUCAGGGGCUCCCCAGCCUGCCCCCCAACACAAGUCCCUUCCCUGGUCCGGACCCUGGCUUUCCUGGCCCUGGUGUGGAGGAUGGGGGGAAGCCCCUGAAUCCACCCGCGCCCACUGCUUUUCCCCAGGAGCCCCACACGGGCUCCCCAGCUGCUGCUGUUAAUGGGAGUCAGCCCAGCUUCCCCCCAAACAGCAGUGGGCGGGGUGGGGGCACUCCAGAUGCCAACAGCCUGGCACCCCCUGGCAAGGCAGGUGGGGGCUCGGGGCCCCAGCCUCCUCCAGGCCUGGUGUAUCCGUGUGGUGCGUGUCGGAGUGAGGUGAACGAUGACCAGGAUGCCAUUCUGUGCGAGGCCUCCUGCCAGAAGUGGUUCCACCGGGAGUGCACGGGCAUGACCGAGAGCGCCUAUGGACUGCUGACCACCGAGGCCUCUGCCGUCUGGGCCUGUGACCUCUGCCUCAAGACCAAGGAGAUCCAGUCUGUGUACAUCCGCGAGGGCAUGGGACAGCUGGUGGCUGCCAACGAUGGGUGAUGCUGGCGCGGUGACCCAGGGAAGCGCGUACCUUCCUCCCUGCUCUCCCAGGGCGGCUGUUUCCGUGUCUGGCUCUUGGUCCUUUGUUUCCACUGGCUUUCCAUCCCCCGGAGCAGAAGUGCGGUGUCUCCUGAGGGCAGAAGAGGAACUGAGGUUGGACAGGCAGGAGCCUGGAUCGCUCACAGUUCUGGGAACUUUCACGCUGAGAUCUACAGAGAUCCAGGAAACCAAAGCCUGCCCAGCAGAGCCAUGGUUUGGUGGAUGUUUCUGGAGGCCGAGGGGUAUGGCUGCAAGAGAAAAGAGGCUGGAGGAAGAUCUGGAAGGCAGGGGGAUCCCUCUAGAUGAUGGGUGCCCCCAGCACCUGUGCCUAACACGCCUAUCUAGCCCCGCAGCUGCAGCCUUAGUUUUUGGAGUCACGUGUUAAAGGUUUCUCGCCAGAGGAGUUUGGGUCUCUUCCCGUCCCUGCAGUAGCCCUUCCCUGGGCUCUGGGAGAGAGCUGUGGGGAAUAAAAAGGGAUUUUCCUCUUUUCCUGCUCUCUCCUGCCUUCUCUAAAACCUGCUUAACUCUUCCCCCUUCAAAGAACCAAAUAGCUUGAAGAAACAGGAGAGUUCUUGGCCACGGCAGUUUCUUGGUGAUUUGGGGCUUCAAGACAGUAGGUAAGAGAUGCUGUCGGGACAGGUCUCCCUGGUACCAAAGUUACUGGUCCUUUCUCAGCUUCUCUUGUGCUUUUCUCCUCAUGACCAUAUUUUUUUGCCAAAAAUUGGGAUAUGUGGUCUGACCAGAAUAUUUGAAGUUUGGACAGUCCUGGAAGCCUGGACUCGGUGUUGUGCCGCCUUCCCCCGCCCUGCCCAUCCGUUGCACAUUAUUCGCGUUGGUCUUCAACUUCUGGUGCCCUUAUUCCCCCGCCUCCCUGGCUUGAUUGAAGGAAAGCUUGAAAGGGCACCGAGCCCUUAUACCUCAUUUCUUCUGAUAAAAGGAUCCCCGUCACAGCCUGUGGUUGGGGGGAGGCAGCAGGAACCCUCAUUGCCGAGGUCCUGAAGUGCCGUUCAGAGCCUGGGUGUUGCUUCUCUUUCCCCUGCUAUUGGUUGCAUCUUCUCGGGCCUGGCGUUCUAGCAGUUGUCAUUCCUCUCGGCCGUAGUUUUGGGCUUUAUUUGUUUUUAUUUUUAAAGCACUGCCUGCCAGAGGUGGACCUGGGGCCUGCACACAUGACCCAGGGGGUGGGGAAGGCGGGCCUGAGGAGUUGGUGGCCGCCUGGACCCCAGCAUGUGCAGAGGAGACAGGUUUGCUGCAGAACUCACUGCCUGCCCAGGUGGAGCCAGCGGCCUCUGUGCCCGCCUCUCAGUGUCCCCUGACUCUGAAGCCGCAGAGAGCAGCCCCCUCACCCCCCACUUUGUGUUGUGUUUGUGGUUCUGUUUGCCCCUCUUUUCUCUGUUGCUAUUUUUGUGCUGCCUCCCCCCAUCUCAGCAUUUUGUAAAGUGGCUCCUGGGGAAAUAUCUGCUUAGUCCCUCAUUCCAUUGUUUGGAAGAAAGUAGGGGUGGCAGAAAUGUGAUGGGGGGAGGGGUCUUUUGUACGGUUGGAUUAAUAAAACGACGUGAAAAUCCA